AUGACUGCCAUUAAAAUACCGAACAUUGUGCUCAAUCGAUCGCUUCGAACAGUUUCACUGUUGGCUGCACCGUUAGCGCCUACCAAUGAAGCUCUUAAAUAUCCGGAUCCAACAUGUAUAAAUGCACAUCCAAAAAAGCAAACCAGGAAAACCGGACAAUCAAGCAACUCAUACGAUUUCAACCAAAAAGAACCAGGAAAAGAAAGUAGACUUAUACCUCCCGCUCUAAAAGCUAUAAUAUACUGUUACUUACCUCAUCGUUUAUCGGAAGUGGAAAGGUCGAAAAAGACAGUGUUAGGUGUGAGUCGUUGUUUAGUUGUAUGCCGGCGUGCUGCCCGCUUACCAUAUUUCGAGGCGGCACAUUCUGCAAGAUGA
Messenger RNA from Loa loa (African eye worm), 375 nucleotides. RefSeq lists its product as hypothetical. Bases 1 to 375 code for a protein of 124 amino acids. The transcript is spliced from 5 exons. NCBI's taxonomy places the organism in Eukaryota, Metazoa, Nematoda, Chromadorea, Rhabditida, Onchocercidae. The record is from RefSeq and is a predicted model, not a curated record.